UCCGUAAAACAGUUCAGUGUGGUGUAUGGUUACCCAGCUAAUGGAGUAAACUCAUGGAAUACACACAUCAAGUUCUCAUGAAAAAGUGAUUGAUUAAUUGAUUACUUCAAGUUAUGCUUAUAAAACCUUUUAUGGCUAGUAGCAUGUAUGAAAGGAGAAGAGACUUAUAGGAUUAGAUGAAUUUAACCAGAGUUGAAACAGGGUCAAGGAAACCAGCAAGUUCAUUCAUUGAUCAGAACAAAUUACGGUUGUCAUUGGAAACACAAGGACGCUGUAAUGAUAUUGAGGAUUACAGAAAACUAAGGGCUCUAUGUAGAGACGUCAAUAUUGAAAACACACACGUUAACAGCCACAAGGUGUCGUCAGCUGCAAAAACCAUGCCAUCGAAAAAACGGAAAGUGACACGACCGAAGAGAUUCGAUCCAAAUGAAUUUGUUUUGGCGAAAAAGGUUAAAAGAAAUCCGAAAACGAAUGAUCACACUGUGUGCCCAGUAGAGGCAGGUACAGCAGCAGACAGGAGCCCUACAUUCUCUUCCCACAGAGAAAACGCUACAGAAUCCAAGAGUUAUGAUUUCGGAAAUGAGGCAACAUCAUCUGAAAUAAUCAAAUCACCAGACUUUGGCGACAAACCUAUCAACAAAUGUACACCACUAACAACACACAAAACCAAAAACAGAUCUUCUAUUUCCUCCACAGACCAACACGGUGUGCGGGAAACAAACAUGGAGUACCCAGACAACCAUUCCACAGAUAGCAUGAGCGACGACCUCGACAACAUGUCAGACAAAAGUAUAAAAUCAGAGGAGGCUGACGAUCAAAAUGAUGUCAUAGAUGAAUGGAGCAUCUUUUGGUCAUCAGAGGUCGACCAGUCUGACCUAAACAAAAUGGACCAUGAACAGAACAAUGGUACUUCAAACGAAAAUACCAACUUUAUGUCAACAGCGCGUGACAGCUUACCGCACACUACCAAACAUCUAGAUGAUCUGUCAAGUGAAGCAUCAUUCAAUUCAGAGCAUUCCACCGAAGAUUUGGAAGAAUUUUCAGAUGAAUUUUCCUUCACACAGGAACAUUCCACCCAAGAUUUAGAAGAACUUUCAAAUGAACUUCCUAUCAAGCGAAAAAAAUCAAACAGUGAUUUAGAGGAUGUUUCAAGUGAGUUAUCCUAUGAAACAGCCAAGAAAAGAGCAUACCUUAAUUCCAGUGCCAAAGGAACUCCAGAAGAAAAUAUUGAAACCAAGAAUGAAUACCCUGCAUCCUUUACCAUAAUGCUAAAUAAGUCAGAAUGGAAGACAAUUAAACCAAAGAAAAAUGACGCAUAUCGAAAACUACGCUCCUCCUGGACAGACCUUUUCUCUGAGAAAAUGGCAAAUAUUGAUGUACCCUGUGUACUUCAGUUUUUCUACAACCGGAUAAAAAGACUUGACAGCAGGAAAUUCAAUGCCAGGUAUUUCCACGGGAAAGCCAAGUGUAAGUUUGAAACAUGCACAUGGUAUACAUUUGAGAUAGCAGAAAAACCAGCGAAGGUUUCAAAGAAUGGAGUGACAAUCAAGGUUACAAGACAUGGCGAGGUUAAACAUCCACGCCACCAAACCAAGAGGAGACAACUCCGUGGAGAGAGACGAGAACUAUACAAGCAGCAACUCCAGAGGGAGGGAGCCUCUAAUCUUCAUUACAAAUUGCUUGCUGAUCUCCGUGAGUCUCAGCAUGCUGGGGGGAAUCACACUAUCCCCUCCAACAAGGCUGUGUUACGACAAGCCAAAUACGAAAUGAAGAAAAAGGAGUAUCUCCACACGGACGAAUGGACAGAAGUCGUAAUGACCAGACAGAUCCUACAAGACUUAGACCAGGACAGCAAGAGUAUGCCAGGCUACAUCCAAUUUCUGUCCUAUCAGCCCUUCAUCACUAUCAGCUUCACUGAGAGACAGCUUCAGAUCUUCAGGAAUCAGAAAAAGUUGGGCAGAGGUGUGCUUUAUUUAGAUGCCACUGGGUCAUUGGUGAAAAAACAGUCAGGUUCUGAUAAACCUGUGUAUUACUACGCUGCUGUGGUGAAAAACAACAAACCAAACGAACCAUCAAUGCCAAUUGCAGAAAUGUUUAGCAACGAGCACACAACAGCAAUCACAUCGCUGUUCCUGGGGAAGUUGAAGCAGGAGCUUAUGGCCUUUGGUUCCUCGUGGCCCAUUGUCCAGCCAAGAAGGAUUGAAGUGGACUUCUCUUGGUCACUCAUUAACUCUGUACUAGUCGUCUGUAACCAGGAAAACAUCACUGCCUAUCUCUCCCGUGCAUGGGAAAUAGCGACAGAACCAAAGAAAGAUACCAAAUUUACAAAGAUCCAUUUGUGUUCCGCUCACCUGAUCAAACGAGUGCGGGAUCGACUAAGUCAUACGACCUCAGACAAAGGUCUCGCUGACUUUUGUGCAUUCGCCUUUGCUCUGCUACAAAAUUCCUUUGAACUGGGACAAGCCAAAUCAAUUUAUGUCUCAUUAUGCACUGUUCUUGGAUCAGAAUAUGAAACAAAAUCAGUGAAGGAUGCCAUUGCCAAAAUUGAGAAGCAGAUCGCGGAGCAGACAGAAGAGAGGGAAACUUCAGUACAUUUAUGCCCACAGGAAGUGGAGUGUGACUUUCAACAAGAAAAAUCGACAUCAACAAUCAAAGCGUUGUCUCCCUUUACCAAGUUCUUCGCCAGCAUGAAAAGCAAUAUCCCACCUGAUGCAGGAUACAGCUUAAAAGUAAAGAACAAAUAUCAUAACAAGCAAGCUCUGACAGUGCUAGAAUCCUACCUCCACCUCUACCCUUUGUGGAGUGGGCUGCUGCUGACAAAUGAAAAUCAUAACAAUGGGAAGCCUGUCACACGGGACACAAAUUGUUGUGUAGAAAACUGGUUCCGAAUUGUAAAACAGGACAUUUUGAAUAAAAAGCAGCGCCAGCGACCUGGACCAGUCCUUAGAGAACUUCAUAAGAACAUUCGGGGACGCUCCAGAGAAUACCAAAGCAGUAUGGAAUCAAAGAUAUUACCUGACCUGAAUCAGGUCACGGUAGAAUCCGAAACCGUCAGGCAGGAUCACAUAGAGAUGUCUCAGGAACAAUGGAGACCGGUGACAAAAUCAAAAACAAGCAAGUUUUACACCCCACCAAAACAAAUACCUGGGCCUACACCUGAUGCAGGAGAGGACAAAAAGCCAAAGCGAGGACAAAAAAGAUCUCGCUUGUCUUUACGACAAGGAGGCAAUGCAGAUUUUGUUAACAGCCACAGGAUAGAAAGUAAAACCAACGAUAGCUGGAUAAACUCUCUAUUACAGGCAAUGAAAGGGUGGCUUCCUACCCCCAUAGGAGAGAGCAGCAACAAAGAACUUAACCAGUUUCUGAAGAAGCUGACUCAGCUGACUGACACUUCAACAGUAAAUCCAGUGGAAUUAAUUAGGGAACUACAGACAUCACCCGAGUUUAGCAAUAUGGAGUUUGGUGAAGAAAGUAACCCUGUCAGAUUCUUACAUUACUUCCUGCAGAGAAUGCACAAGGCUGACCUAUUCCAACCGAUAUGUAUACAGAAGGAGCUGGAAUGUCUGUUAUGUAGCACUACCGAUUCCCCUGUGCCGGAGAAGGUUUCUACCCUAAUGGUGAAUCUGACCGCUCCAUCAAUACAGAUGUGUAUCAAUGACUACUUCAAACCGACAACACCGGGCAUACAACAGCGAUGUCCGAAAUGUCAAGCACUCACAAACCACCAUCAGAAGCGGUCAGUUCUAGAGGCUUCAGAUGUGCUGGUCAUCAUUCUCAAGCGAUUUACAGAGUCCCCUCGCAAACAUCUAGCUUCUGUGACAAUAGAAAAAGAGAUCAGUUUGAGAACUAUGGCGAACAACACCUGUGAUUAUGAUCUCCAAUCAAUUCAGUUGCAUCAUGGGAAAUCUGUAUAUGGUGGACACUACACUGCAGCUAGUGUUACUUCCAAAGGAAUGAUCAGUUAUGAUGAUGAAACAGUUACAGAGAAAGGACAGGACUUUCUUCAAUCAUCAGAAGCCCAGACAGGCUGCUAUAUGAUGUUUUAUAAAAGGACAGACACAUCCAAGAAAACCUCCCAGCGCACGGGACGACGCGGGAGCAACAGAGCUACACGACCCCAACUGCUGCUCCGACAAGAUGACAUGAGGACUCUGGAGGCGAGGAGUUGGUUAAAUGACCAGGUAGUGAAUGCUUAUAUGGCGACUUUGGAGGACAAAUAUCCAGUGUGGUGUUUAGAUACAUUCCUUCUGGAGGAAAUUAAACGAACAGGAGUCGGUAACGUGUCACGAGAAAUCAACACUACAGAUAUGGAGUUCCUGUUUAUACCCUUACACCAACAGUCCCAUUGGUCCCUCGUAGUUGUUGAUGUGAAGAAAGGGACCAUAUCCUACCUGGAUCCACUUGGUCUUGUCAAUGAAACAAACAUGAAAACCAUAUCUGACUACCUGAAGCAGGCCGGUCUUACACUAGUAAGGGACAAACACCUGGAACACUUCAAGAAGUUCCCCACGCAAAAGAAUACCUACGACUGUGGAGUGUACAUCCUGGAAUAUGCACGCUGUAUAGCCGCUCAUCAACGGUGUACACAGGCCAACAUGAAAAAGGGCAGAGAGAAAAUCAAACGCAGUCUUGAGGAAGUUUAUCCAAUACAACUGGUUGUGACUGACGACUAAUCAAAGCAAGUACAGAAGUAGGGAGGCACACAUGGGACUGUAUCACAGACCAAACACAGACUGGGACAUGAGCGUGUGUAUACAGUGUACAUAGGAGAACUAGUAGUUAGCACCUAAUCAGGCAGCUAUAACAUGAAAUCUUUAAACUGUAUUUAUAUAUCUAUUUUAUUGUAUGAGUGAUCGUUAGAAUGAAUUGCAUAUCUAUGUAACGAAACAUGUCUUAAGAGUGGCCUAUAGUUACAAGAGUAUAGUAGGAAUGGAACAGUGCACCAAGAACCCUAUUCUGGUUUAGUUUGCGAUUCCAGUAGAUAAUAACGUAGAUAAGUAUUUAUUUAUUUUUCUGUAGUUUGACGGACAACAAAAGCACUUGUGAUCAGUAUAUGUACGAGACCAUGCAAUGUAUGUCAGUAUAUAUUUUUCUGUAGUUUGACAGACAACAAAAGCACUUGUGAUCAGUUUAUGUACUAGACCAUACAAUGUAUGUCAGUAUUUAUUUUUCUGUAGUUUGACGGACAACAAAAGCACUUGUGAUCAGUAUAUGUACUAGACCAUGCCACAACAAAAGCACUUGUGAUCAGUAUAUGCACUAGACCAUGCUAUGUAUGUCAAUAUUUAUUUUUCUGUAGUUUGACGGACAACAAAAGCACUUGUGAUCAGUAUAUGUACUAGACCAUGCUAUGUACGUCAGUAUAUAUUUUUCUGUAGUUUGACAGAGAACAAAAGCAGUAUAUGUACUAGACCAUGCAAUGUAUGUCAGUAUUUAUUUUUCUGUAGUUUGACGGACAACAAAAGCACUUGUGAUCCGUAUAUGUACUAGACCAUGCAAUGUAUGUCAAUAUUUAUUUUUCUGUAGUUUGACAGAGAACAAAAGCACUUGUGAUCAGUAUAUGUACGAGACCAUGCAAUGUAUGUCAGUAUAUAUUUUUCUGUAGUUUGACAGAGAACAAAAGCACUUGUGAUCAGUAUAUGUACAUGUAUCUAACUAACUUAAACUAUGUUGAAGUUUGUACAAAUAUUAUUAUACCUAUGUUUUACUCUGUAACCUAACAUAUACGACAGCCAUCCUAUGGAAGUGCUGAACCUAAAUACACCCACAUAGCAUCAACGAUAUAUCUACUUAAUAUAUCCAUCGGGAAACUGGCUAUGGGAAACCAAUUUAGGAUUUGAAGAUUAUAAUUGACAACUACUGCAUAAGAAUAAAGUUAUCUUCAAGCAAGCUUCAAUAAAUAUUGAUGUAUGCAGUCAAAUUGUCAUCAAAGCAAAUGAUAAUUGAUGCAUGUAGUUAAUUCUACAAACAAUACACAAAACUUGGCUUUGCUACAGAAAGCAGUCACAGUUAUUUGAUGGACAGUAUUUCUUACCGUUGCAGCCCUAGUAGAUAAGGCACUAUAUACUAUAAUGUAUAAUAACAAUAAUUACAAAUAAAAUUAAUAUUUAAUAUAUAUGUUUGCAAUACACUCUCCAAAUUAACUAUGUAUACAUUUUAUAUAUUUUUAUGUAUUCAUUUAUUGUAUUUUUUUCCCCACAUUUUUCUAUUUUUAUUUAUUUUUCAUAUAUUGCUGUCAGUGUGAUUUUGAAAUGAACUGUCAAUUUUAUUAGCAUUCACAUAUUUUGUGUGCCUUGCAAACACAAAUGUAGAGACUAACAGUUUAAUUGAAGCUGUCAUAUUUUUUAACAGGCUUUUUGAGUUGCAGCUCUAAGAGGCAUAUAAGUUGAAAUAAGCUGUAUGCCAGCCUAUCCCAGUUCUCAAUUAUCAUAGCUGAUUUCACAGGAAAUCUAGAUUUUUGAAUUUGAGUUUCAUUUUGAAGGUUAUCCCUGUGAUGGCUAGCGACAUGAGUUGGUGGCCCAGAACUGGUAACAUGGGGUAAACAAAGACUUACAUCAUUUUGAAGGUUUUUGCAGCGAUGGCUAGCGACAUGAGCUGGUGGCCCAGAACUGGUAACAUGGCCGGUAAACAAAGACUUACAUCAUUUUGAAGGUUUUUGCGGCGAUGGCUAGCAACAUGAGCUGGUGGCCCAGAACUGGUUACAUGGCCAGUAAACAAAGACUUACUUCAUUUUGAAGGUUUUUGCCGUGAUGGCUAGCGACAUGAGCUGGUGGCCCAGAACUGGUAACAUGGGGUAAA
This is a messenger RNA of Mizuhopecten yessoensis (Yesso scallop), 6798 nucleotides long. RefSeq lists its product as uncharacterized. Gene Ontology annotation, cellular component: nucleus. The record is from RefSeq and is a predicted model, not a curated record. The transcript has 16 exons. The coding region runs from base 177 to 4673 and encodes 1498 amino acids. Gene Ontology annotation, biological process: protein desumoylation. NCBI's taxonomy places the organism in Eukaryota, Metazoa, Mollusca, Bivalvia, Pectinida, Pectinidae. Gene Ontology annotation, molecular function: cysteine-type deubiquitinase activity; deSUMOylase activity.